Closterium sp. NIES-65 is the source of this 1044-nucleotide messenger RNA. NCBI's taxonomy places the organism in Eukaryota, Viridiplantae, Streptophyta, Zygnematophyceae, Desmidiales, Closteriaceae. The record is from the annotation of a GenBank genome assembly.
AUGUCUAAACAGAUCCAUAGGGAGGGUGGUGGCAGCGCUAAAAAAACUAAUGCGUCCGUCGCGCGUGGCAUUAGGCUGAAAAAAGUGGCGGCAAAUAAGCCCGGUCCGAGAAACGACGGCACCACAGGCAGCAACGAAGAUCCGGCGCAAGGGAGCGCGAGUCUUGCAGUCCGGUCGGCGGAGAGAGAGGGAUCAGCGACAGGGGGAAACCGUGGAGACGAUCCCCGCGCCAAGCAUGCCGCAACCAAGGAGUCCAAGGCGGAGGCAUCACAACACCAUCUGACGCUGCUCCAGCCGACCGUGGUCGAAGUUUCUGCAGCCGUGCUGGAUAAGGACAAGGUGGGGGAGCACGAGUUGAUGGAGGAUCCUAACCACAGCAUCGCCGACGUUGGUGGCUCUCCUCCUUCUGGUGGACGGGGGAGGCGUAGGCAGCGGAAGAUCAAUAGGGAGGAUGAUUAUGACACCACCGUGCCCGGGGACAUCACCACACGCGCGAAGAGGCGGCAGACGACAGGCAGUGCUGACGACGCCGGACGCGCGGAAGUUGGGACAACGCGAGGCGCCACGGAAGCACUCAGCAAGGUGGGCGGUCAUGCAUUGCGCCAGAAGGGCCGACCCGCAGCAAGAAAAACAUCUGGCGGAAGGAGGGGCAUGAAAGCAGCAACGAGGACGAGGCCGAAACGGGGCAAUGAAGACCCUGGUGAUGCGGAGGAGGAGGAUGAGGAGGAGGAUGCGGAGGAAGAGGAGGAGGAAGAGGAUGCGGAGGAGGAUGACGCAGAUGUUGGGGAGGAUGAAAAAGAUGAGAAUGAUGGUGGGGAGGACGAAGAGGAGGAGGAGGAGGACGAGGACGAGGAGGGCAAGGAGGAGGAGGAGGAGGAGGAGGAGGAGGAGGAGGAGGAGGAUGAGGAGGAAGAUGAGGAGGAGGAUGAGGAGGAGGAGGAUGUGGCGGCAGUGAAGGGACGGGGCGGGCAUGGCAGACGGGUGAGUGGUAGAGGGAAGGUGGGGGGGGCGGACUUGCCAUUCCCGAAAAUGCGGGGCAGUUGA